UAUUUUCAUAUCUUCAUUUGUAACAACCUCAAUGUGCCUCAAUCUACUACCUAAGUUCUCCUAUCAGGGUGAUGCAGGAGAGGGGACUGCUGGUCGUACAGUAAUGAUGCCAGGUCCAAGAGGCCCUCCAGGACCAAUGGGAGCUCAGGGAUUAAGGGGAGAGCCAGGACCUAAGGGAGAAGUGGGAGACACAGGGAAAACUGGACCAAUGGUAGGCUUUAUGCAUUCUUCAAAAGGGGAAACAUCUCCAGUGAGGGAGGAAAUGCAUACAUGUAUGUUAGGGCAGGGAGGCUUUAGAACCUCCCUGGUUAGGGGAAAAAUAUAUAUAUGUUGUAAUACGAAUGAUUGUAACAAACCUAGCACUGCCCGUAGCACCCUGAGACACUACUACAUUGUAGAUUGACUGGUGUAGCCCAUAGUAUCUCGGCUUUAACACCACUCUGCCAUGGCUUGGUGAUUAAUGCUGUUUAAUGACACUGGUGCCGCUGCAAUAUUUUCCCUAUAGAGGU
Molecule: messenger RNA, 509 nt
Organism: Branchiostoma belcheri (Belcher's lancelet)
Lineage: Eukaryota; Metazoa; Chordata; Leptocardii; Amphioxiformes; Branchiostomatidae
Product: collagen alpha-1(XI) chain-like
Exons: 5
Coding region: 32-403 (123 amino acids)
Source: RefSeq, a predicted model, not a curated record